This is a messenger RNA of Pecten maximus, 4992 nucleotides long. RefSeq names its product eukaryotic translation initiation factor 2-alpha kinase 3-like. Gene Ontology annotation, biological process: protein phosphorylation. NCBI's taxonomy places the organism in Eukaryota, Metazoa, Mollusca, Bivalvia, Pectinida, Pectinidae. The record is from RefSeq and is a predicted model, not a curated record. Gene Ontology annotation, molecular function: ATP binding; protein kinase activity; protein binding.
CGGUGGUUUGUCCAAUCAAAACCUGUCUACGAUAUCGUUCCACAAAACUUAACAAAGUUGGUAAACAUAGUCGCUGCCGAAACCUUGGGUUGUCGAUGAUAGUUACGUCAGAUUUGGCACCAUCAAUGCCCGAUUGUACCGAGGUAUCUAUAUGGGUAGAAGGAGAAAUAAAAGACUGACUACUUUGCUGACAUGGUUCGUCACAUCUGUGGGAGCACUUUGCUACACAUUCAGUUGCAUAGGUGCAACGGAUACCGACCCUGUUAUAUUGGACGGAUUAGCAGAUAGCAACAAUGGUUUUACCUCCAAUAAUGACAAGGAGCCCUGGUCUGACUCAUCCGGGCAGACGACAGCUUGUCCUUCUAAACUACACAAGGAAAGUCACCUGAUGAUAGUGAGUACACUAGAUGGGCAUGUAUCUGCUAUAGACAUCAAAAACAAAGGAAAACUUGUGUGGAGUGUUUCAGCUGAUACAAAUCCUCUUCUCUCCUCAAGUAUCAGUAAAUUAGAGAUAAGUCGCAAUGGGAUGCCGACCCGUCUGAUCCCAUCAUUGGAUGGAGGCCUGUAUCAGUAUGAUGGAGAGAGUAUCGAGGCCAUCCCCAUGACUGUAGAAACGCUCCUCAGUUCCUCACACAAACUCAGCGAUAAGAUGGUGAUGGUUGGUUCCAAAGACAUCCGAAUAUAUGGCCUCAAUCCCGCAGAUGGACAGAUGAACUAUGUUUGUUCUGCGGAAGGCUGCCAGUUUAUUGCAGAGUCUGAUGUGAGUGACAUGGAUGACAUCUUGGUGAUAACACGUAACACACGGACCGUCCGUGCAGUAGACAGUCGAACUGGAGGAGAAAAGUGGAACUUCAGUGUUGGCCAACAUCAGCUCCAGUUCCUGGGAGGGAAAAGCAUGCCCCCCUCACAUACUGUAAAGGAUAAUACUGACGAUGAUGAGGAUGUCUCCAUCUUGGCAUGCGGUCAGGAUGAUGAGGAAGAAGACGGUGAGUUCAAUAUCCAGGACACCUUGAGGAUUGUUGUACCAGAGGGAGUGAUAGUGGGAAUGGACCCGACAGAUUCCAGCUUAGUGGAAUGGCAACAUAAGUUUACUAGUCCUGUAGCUGGGGCCUGGUUCCUGCACAAGAAGGAGCUGAUUCCCGUGAACGUAUUUGACAAACGUCUUGUUCCUGCUCUGGCCAGCUUUCAUCCUCCCGGUGAACAACUGCCCAUAGAACCGCUGUUGUAUGUAGGUCUCCAUCGUAACCAGCUGUACGUCCAGCCGUCAACGACGAUGAAGGAGCAUGUGUCUCAGGCGGUGUCCAAGGGCGAGGUCAGUCGACUGGACAUCCCAAGGGUGGCGUGGAAGCCUUAUCUUAACUCUGCUCCGUCCAGAACUCCUUGGUUGAACUACAGAGGAAGUGGUGAAGUGCCUCUUAUUGAUCACUGUCAACAGAAUCUACCAGAGAUGGACGAGGAACAGGAGAGGGGUCUCUCUGUUUGGCAUGAAAAUUAUCCUUUUGAUAAUGGUUACUAUCUGUACCCAGAAUUUGUGAUACCCAAUUCAACCUGUGAGAAAAAUACCUCGACGCCCGACAGUGCUGCAGCGUCUAUGAUAGAUGGUGUUCUGAGUACAUCGUUGUGGACCUACUGGAGACAAGUCAUAAGCAUCAGUGUGGUCACUUCCAUCCUUGUAAAUGUCGUCCUACACAAGCUGGGGCGGAGGAGAAACAUCGUACUGCUGCCUCAAAUGUCGAGUAGUGAAGAUGGUACCACAAUAACAGUCGAGCAAGGCGCACCAACACAACAGAAGGUAGCAGAGGAAUAUGUAUCCAGGUACAAGCAGGAUUUUGAACAGAUGCAAGUUCUAGGUAAAGGGGGCUAUGGAGUGGUGUUUGAGGCUCGUAACAAGAUGGACACCUGUAGUUAUGCUGUCAAGAGGAUUGAACUCAAAAGCAGUGCCAAAGAAAAGGUGAUGAGGGAGGUUCGAGCACUGGCCACACUGGAACACACAGGAAUUGUGCGCUUUUUCCAUGCCUGGCAAGAGUCGCCUCCCCCUGGCUGGCAGGAGGACAUGGAUCGGCAUUGGGCAGACAGCGAAUCUAUUACCUUGCCAACACCGUGUAACUCCAUAGAGACCGAAUCACAUGCCUUAGAUAUACCAGAUACGCCAGUGUUUGACCUUAAGAAUCCAUUUGGAGGUCAAACGAAGGACUUUAAAUAUAAUCUCUCAAAGAACAGGGGCAGUAGUGCCGAAUUUUCAGUCAAAAAAUCCUGGAUCACAUCUGACUCGGAAUCGAGCUGCAGUCAAGCAUUUCUUAAUAUUAAUGGUGAAUUAGAAAACGACGAUUCAUUUGAUGUAGAAUUUAAAUUGGAGGAUAGUGAAGACAGUGGUAGUUGUUCAAAGUCUCUUCCAUUUAGCAAGCAUCGUAAAAACUUCUGUCCGUCAUCCGACAAUAACUCUUUUAGUGUACAGUUUGAGGACUCGGGUUGUGCCGAGAACGAGAAAAGUUCGAAAAGUGAAUCAAGUGGAGGCAUUGUGUUUACAGGUGAAAAUAGUGAUCGGAAUUCAAAUAACUUCCGGCUAAACAUGCCUUCAAGUUGUUCAAGUCAACCAACUGCUUCCGUAACGGACAUCCAGCAAUCCAAAAACAAUGCAUCGGAUAAAAUGUCGCAGAGUAAAGCCAAACAAUCACGAGAACUGUCACAAAAACUAUUUCUGUAUAUUCAGAUGCAGCUUUGUCAAAGAGAGACACUGAAAGAGUGGUUAAGUGCUAAUAAUAAACCCAGGAACAAAAAAGACAUGUUAAACAUAUUCGGACAAAUCGUGUGUGCAAUUGAGUAUGUCCACGGCUGUGGUUUGAUGCAUAGAGAUCUAAAGCCAUCCAACAUAUUUUUCUCAGCAGACAACACAAUAAAGAUCGGAGAUUUCGGUUUAGUAACCGCCCUGUCAGAAGAGGAGAUUUUAGGGGCCGAUAAUUUAGGGAAUACAUCAUUCAAGCAUACGACGGAGGUUGGCACCAAGCUCUACAUGGGCCCUGAACUGGUCUGCGGGAAAACUUACGGACAGAAGGUGGACAUUUUCUCCCUCGGAAUGAUCCUGUUUGAACUGCUGUAUCCGUUCAGUACGCAGAUGGAGAGAGUCCGUACCAUGACUGCCGUUAAAAUCAGACAACUCCCAAAAGAGUUUGAUAUGGCAUACCCAGCAGAGGCUAAGUACAUUAACUGGUUGCUGUGUGAGGAUCCCUGCGGGAGACCUACAGCCACGGAGAUACUGGAGAGUCCGAUGAUGAAGAACUUUUGUCAUAGCCCCCCUCCACCUCGGCCACGACUCCGGACCAUUUCCAAUGACAGCAGCGGUAGUACCGGCUCUCUGGGACAUGUCAGGAACUUGUCCAUGUAAACAUAUCCUUGUCUUCAUAUCUGACCAACAAGUGUACUGUGAUGUAAACGCCCUUAUCCAGGAAGUGUUUAGACAUUUCCUCAAGCCUUUUUUUUGUUUUCUGUGCAAAAAUAAGUUUGUAGAUGCAAAGAAAAUAGUAAUUUGUAAUUUUCUGUCAGGUCAAAAAAGUUUUUUUUUUUUUUUUUUUGAGUGUUAAAAAAUUAGCUGUCAGUCAAUGAUUAAAAUUUUUUUCACGAGUUGAAGCUGUUUUGAUGACUACCGGUAGAUUUGGCUAUCAAUAUUGAUAUAUAAACUGCUUUUUUUAAUCAGGGUACAAGUGGUUGAUUUUAAUGAAUACACAAUGCUGUAACCUGUUGUUUGGUUGUUACUUAAAUUACCAUUAAAUUAUUAAAUUAUGUAAGGAACAGUAUAAUGUUUUCAAAUUGUCCAGUGAUACCGUUUAGGAGUUUUAUCAAGUUUAAAUUCUUAACCUGGUGAAGACGUUCUGCAGAUUAAAUCAUGAAGAUAAGCAUUACUGUACAGUUGGUAAUUUUUGGGGUGGAUUGAAUUUUGCUAUAUUUGAGAUCAUUGAAUAUAGCAUGAAAAUAAAUACUGGCAGAUAUUUAUAUAUACACACAAAUGUAUAUUAGAAGUGUUAACUGCAGAAAGAUUACAAGAUGUGGAUACGGGAAAUUUUAUGUCCACGAAAUAAGUUCCAAUCUGACAACCAUAAAAUAUUAGACUCAUGAAAUUUAUUAGCUAUACUGUAUAUUGUUUUAUCUAAUGGAUGAUCAGUAGAUAAUCUGUCUGAUGUUAUAGAAACUUGUUAUUCCUGAACUCUGUACUGUAAAACAAAAAAAGUUUGUGAUUUAAAAUUUAUAGACCACAAAAAACCCAAAUGUUUAUGCAUGUGUAUUUCAUGUUUACUGUAUUGUUACUGUAGAUUUUAACUUUUAGCGAAAAACUUGAAAAUUGUCAUCAAAUUGCAGAAGUAUCAGCCAUAGAAUUUAACAGAAAUAGUAGGGAAGAAACCGAAACACAAGACUAAGGUGAUUUACUUGCAGAUUCAUUGUCAGGAAAAUGUUUCGUUGGUGUGACUCUAAACCUGUUUCCAAUCAUUUUCGUUAUCUAAAUUAGAAUCCCACAAAAGUGGAUGUGUCACCUAUGCCCAUGUAAUUGAAAUAGUGUCAUUUUAAAAAUUUCAUGGUCAACUUGUGAAAAGUAUCAUGCUUUCUGUUGCUGGUUGGUUUGUUGAUGGAGUUUACGUUAUUGACGGCUGAGGUCAUACGUGGAUGGAAUCAUGAUUGCAUGAUAUUGAAAAAAAAGUCAGGAAAACAGUUAAUUAUGUGAAUUUGUAAUGUGUAAAGGGCCAUAACUCCAGCAAAAAAAUGAUGAUUUUAACACAGGUUUCAAACUCGAUUUGUAAAUUAUUGUAAUCAAAGCUACAUACCAAGGUUCAAAUUGAUAUAGCUAGUAGUAACACAAAAAAAAGUCCGGAAAACGGGUAAAAAAGAUAAUUUCUCAUGUGCAAAAGGUCAUACAUAUGUAACUCCAGCGAAAAAUAGGGGAAAAAAUGACAAGGGAUUCAAACAUUGAAACUCAAACUGUAAUUUAUUAUGACAAAGCCACAU